This is a messenger RNA of Asparagus officinalis (garden asparagus), 1353 nucleotides long. Its product is annotated as actin cytoskeleton-regulatory complex protein PAN1-like. The coding region runs from base 1 to 1353 and encodes 450 amino acids. Lineage: Eukaryota; Viridiplantae; Streptophyta; Magnoliopsida; Asparagales; Asparagaceae. The transcript has 3 exons. The record is from RefSeq and is a predicted model, not a curated record.
AUGUCUGGGUCUGGAGCUGCACUGCCCGCCUCUUCUGCUGCAUCGGGUGUAGUCCCGGCGACUUCGAAGGGCGCUUCUCCGCAGUCUGGCGUGAGGCCACCGACGGGAGUUCCAGCGGUUUCUGCGUCCGCAUCAGGAGGUGUGGUUGAGAAAGUGAUCUCCAUUCCCUCUGACGAAGAGGAGGAGGCUGGGAAUGAAGAGGGGCUUACAGGCUCAGCUGAUCCUGUCCAAGAGGCCGCUGGCAAAGAGGCUCUUCCCUCUUGGGCGAGUCGCUCGUCUAGUGAGACGAGUGAAUCUGAGGAGGAUGACGACGUCUCGAUUCAUGAGACGUUAUCCAGUGAGGAAGAGGUGUUGGCUUGUGAGGAUGCACCCGGCCAAAUAGAGGGAUCUCCUGCUCCUGCGGCAGUGUCGGCUGGGGAUCUUUCAUCAGUGCGAGAGUCUCCGCUUCAAAGGGAGACUUCUGCUCUGCAAGUGACCACUCCCUUGUCGGCGGCGGCCGUUGAUGCUGUGACCGCUGCUCCGAGGGCGUCAUUGGUCACACCAGCUUUGGCGGCGCCAAUCCUUACUUCUAUGGUUAUGACCACUGGCACUUCAACUGGGAUUUCAUCCACGGCGGAGGAGGCCAUCCUCUCUCCCUUGGAGCGUGAGCGAAGAAGGAGUGCGGCACGAUCCUUGGCUGAUUUCCAAGACACUCUAGCCGCAUGCAUCAGGCUUGCUUUGGAGGAGAAUUGCCCUUUCGAGAGUUUCGAAGAGGAUAUCGACUACGUCGUGUGCUUCUUAAUCAAGAGGCUUGGCCGGACUGUGGCGAUGCCCUACUUCCAGCGUAAGGAGGAAGUGAAGGAAGCGGUGCAACGGUUGCUUGCUCUUCGCGCGAAGAGCUCCACUCUUGUGGAUCUUGCAAUCGACGAAGUCCGAGCAGCGGUGGAAGAACGCGAUCGCCGUCUGGACAAGACCAUGUCGCUGGAGGCGAGAUUGUCAGCAGAGUUGGAGCAAGCCAAGGCUGAGGAUGAACGAAUGGCCUUCGAGCGACAGAAGGCCGAUAACCGCGUCUCUCGCUUGUCUUCAGAGGUAGAGAAUCUGAAGCAGGUUAUAGCUAAGGCGCAAGACUCAUUGGCCAUUCAGGAGAAGGCUCGUGAACAGGCGGUCAAGGAGUUGGAAGGCAUUGAAUCUCGUCAGCAACUGACGGCUAACUCCGUCGAGGAAAAGGCUCGAGCCCAUAAGGAGGUCAAAGAGACCGUCCGAGACUUGGCCUCGUGCACUAAGGAAGAUCUUUGCCAGGAGAUUCUGAGGAGGUUAGAACAUCGCCAUGCUAGCGAGAUUCGUGAGGCGGAAUUGCGAUUGAAAGCUUUGUAA